Molecule: messenger RNA, 2755 nt
Organism: Larimichthys crocea (large yellow croaker)
Lineage: Eukaryota; Metazoa; Chordata; Actinopteri; Sciaenidae
Gene: bnip2
Product: BCL2 interacting protein 2
Exons: 12
Coding region: 696-2087 (463 amino acids)
Biological process (GO): apoptotic process
Cellular component (GO): cytoplasm
Source: RefSeq, a predicted model, not a curated record
ACACACACACACACACACACACACACACACACACACACAACAGAACGCUCCGGUUAGUAGUUAGCUGUCGUUGUUAGCCACCAACCGCUGUUAACCAGAGUUCCAGUUAAACCAGCGGACACUUACUUUAUACUUACUUUUUACUUCCCGUGGGGCAGUUGUCCUAACUUUACCUCGUAGUUGACAACUGGCUUCAUUUUAUGGAUUAACACCAGCGUUAAGUGGGCAACGGUAGCUUUUUUUUUUUGGUUUGUUUUUUACUGUGGCUAAGUUGGCUAACUGUAGCCGCUACGUAGCGUCACUAACGUCUGUUACGUUGGAAGGAGAGCGUCCCGAGUCCUGAGUCCUGAGUCCUGAGUCGGAGGAAGCAACAGAGGAAGCCGAUAAGUAAGACCACUGGCAGUUGUCCUAACUUUACCUCGUAGUUGACAACUGGCUUAAUUUUAUGGAUUAAUGCCAGCGUUAAGUGGGCAACGGUAGCUUUUUUUUUUUUACGUAGCGUCACUAACGUCUGUUACGUUCGAAGGAGAGCGUCCCGAGUCCUGAGUCCUGAGUCGGAGGAAGCAGCAGAGGAAGCCGAUAAGUAAGACCACUGCGCACCGCUGCUUAUGCAAAGCUAGCCUACUUUCUUUUCUUUUUUGGGGCCUGAGUUUUCACACUGUGACGCACUGAGAAAGGACUGGAAAAAAAAACCCAUGGCAUCGGAUGUGAUUGGGAGUGAAGCGGUGCUGAAGGGUGUAAAGGAUAUGAAUGUGAACAAUAGCAGCCCAGAGUUUGUCACACCCAGGAGGACUCAUGGGGAGCUGGCAAACAGACAAACUUCCAGUCCUUCGUCUUCAGGAGUGUCGGGAGAAGGUGAUGAGGAGGAAUUAGACGAAUUUCAAAAUAGCACAAAUGGCGAAGAGGCACUCGGAGAGAGUCUAACCAAAACAAGAGCUACGCCACAGGAAAGGACAUCUCCAGACAAUGAGCAGAAACAGCCGGGAGCAAGGAGCUCUACCCCGGUGAGCCUCCCCCAGCCACGUUCACCACCUGGGCCCAUUGGAAGCCUGGAGCGCCAAGAGUCAGUUGCCACAACAGAAGCCCGCCUAAGAAUGGAAGGAGUUGAACUUAAAGAAGAGUGGCAGGAUGAGGAUUUUCCACGGCCCUUGCCGGAGGAAGAGGAGCUCGAAGAUGAGCUUUUUGCAGGAACCUCUGAAGAGGGAGACCCUGGCUAUGCAAUGGACCGUGGCAAGAAAGCAAAGAAGAAGCUUGCAGCUCCGGAUAUAAGUCUUACACUCGACCGCAGUGAAGGUUCUAUUCUUUCUGAUGAGCUGGAUGAAAGUACAGAGUUGGAUCUCGAUGACAUAGACACGCCUUCAGACAACAGCAAUGAGUUUGAAUGGGAAGAUGAUCUCCCCAAGCCGAAAACCACAGAGCUGCUACAGAAAGGUGUGGAGACAGUCCAGGAGUACUCGGCCUCAGAUGAGAGGGAAGAAGGUCGACGCUGGCGGGUGUUUCGUAUCGGAGACCAGGACCAUAGAGUGGACAUGAAGGCUAUCGAACCUUACAAGAGGGUUAUCAGCCAUGGAGGUUACUAUGGAGACGGUUUGAAUGCCAUAAUUGUGUUUGCUGUAUGCUUUAUGCCUGAGAGCAAUCAACCAAAUUACAGAUACAUCAUGGACAAUUUAUUCAAGUAUGUCAUCGGGACACUGGAGCUUUUGGUUGCUGAGAACUAUAUGAUUGUGUAUUUGAACGGGGCGACCUCUCGGAAAAAGAUGCCAGCUGUUGGCUGGCUCAGAAAAUGUUAUCAGCAGAUUGAUAGGAGGUUAAGAAAGAACUUGAAGUCUUUGAUAAUCGUCCAUCCCUCUUGGUUUAUUCGCACCCUGUUGGCACUCACAAAACCUUUCAUAAGCUCUAAAUUCAGUCAGAAAAUCAAGUAUGUGUUCAGCUUGACAGAUCUUGCGGAGCUCGUCCCAAUGGAGUAUGUGUCCAUACCAGAUUGUAUCAAACAGUUUGACGAAGAAAAAAAUAGGAAAAGCCGUAAAAGAAUUGACCAGGACAUGCACGGUAAAGUGGAGAUUGCAGCUGCUGCUGUUCCGGAGUGACUCUGCUCGCGCUGCAAGAUGUGGAGGAGGAGAACGAUGAAGAAUGUUAAGAACCACCGCCACUCAUAUGUUUAUAUUCUGGGCAACGUGACUGGAGACUUAGCUCUUUGCAUCAAGAAAGUGCCUUUUGGAAACUAUGCUGCCUAUUUGUGGAAGUUUUUACACCUUGAUCCUCAGCGUUUUUUUUCCACAUGCUGUCUGAAAUGUUUUUAAUUUUUUUUUAAUCGACUGCCGGUAUAUCAUGUCAAAGUUAGCUUGUUGGUGUUCCCUAGUUACUGUUAUAUCUACACAUUAUUUAAGGCACUCUGUUACAAAUGGUUGUUGCAUGUUCUGCUUUAAUACAUUUAAAUAUAUAUUUAUAUUCAAAAGGUGACAAUGGAGAGAAAUUAAUAUAUUUUUAUGGUUGCUCUGAUUUUAAACUACAUUUUAGGUCUCUGAUCCAUUGAGUGGCAUUUGAUAGAACAAGUUUUGACGGCACCUUUUUCACUGUUCACUGCUGACGUUCUCUGUUAUUAUCCUGCCUGGGGAAAAUAAAGUUUUAUUUUUUGCCCCUCACUGGAAUGGUUCCCUCCGACUUGUGGAGGGAGAACAUUUGUUAGGGCAACAAUCUGAAGCAAAUAUGUAGGUUCUGAUGUAACAUUUUCUCCAAGUAAAAUCAUGGAUCCACA